Messenger RNA from Scomber scombrus (Atlantic mackerel), 2690 nucleotides. It is a transcript of the gene nrf1, whose product is annotated as nuclear respiratory factor 1. Gene Ontology annotation, biological process: regulation of transcription by RNA polymerase II. The record is from RefSeq and is a predicted model, not a curated record. The transcript is spliced from 12 exons. Gene Ontology annotation, cellular component: nucleus. The coding region runs from base 130 to 1650 and encodes 506 amino acids. Gene Ontology annotation, molecular function: DNA-binding transcription factor activity, RNA polymerase II-specific; RNA polymerase II cis-regulatory region sequence-specific DNA binding. Lineage: Eukaryota; Metazoa; Chordata; Actinopteri; Scombriformes; Scombridae.
UGUGUUUGCUGCUGGCUCCCCUCUGUCCUCCAUUAAAGCUCGGCUCCAUCCCCGCUGUACGGCGCAGGCCCGAAGUAGCGCAGCCGCUCUGAGUCAUUGUAUCCAGCUGUGCAGACUCAGUGGUCAGUAAUGGAGGAGCACACCGUUCACCAGACGGAACACAUGACCACCAUUGAGGCCAACGCUGUCCAGCAGGUACAUGUGACCACAUUUACUGAAGCAUCCAUGAUGAGCGCUGAGGAAGACUCAACAUCGUCACCAGAUGAUGAUCCAUAUGACGACACAGACAUCCUCAACUCAGCUGGCACUGACGAGAUCACCGCCCACCUGGCCGCUGCAGGGCCAGUAGGCAUGGCAGCAGCUGCUGCUGUGGCAACUGGUAAGAAAAGAAAGAGGCCUCACAUCUUUGAAUCCAAUCCCUCCAUCCGCAAGAGGCAACAGACUCGCCUGCUCAGAAAACUGAGAGCUACUCUGGAUGAGUACACCACCAGAGUGGGACAGCAGGCCAUAGUGCUGUGUAUCUCUCCCUCCAAACCCAACCCAGUGUUCAAGGUGUUCGGUGCUGCUCCCCUGGAGAAUGUGGUGAGGAAAUACAAGGGCAUGAUGUUAGAGGACCUGGAGAAUGCACUGGCUGAACACGCCCCAGCUGGCGGAGAUCUGGCCUCAGAGCUGCCCCCCCUCACCAUCGAUGGUAUCCCUGUCUCUGUGGACAAGAUGACCCAGGCCCAGCUGCGAGCGUUCAUCCCAGAGAUGCUGAAGUACUCGACGGGUCGAGGGAAGCCUGGCUGGGGGAAGGAGAGCUGCAAGCCAUUAUGGUGGCCUGAAGACAUCCCUUGGGCUAACGUCCGCAGUGACGUCCGCACAGAGGAGCAGAAACAGAGGGUUUCUUGGACGCAGGCGUUGCGGACCAUUGUAAAGAACUGCUACAAGCAGCAUGGCCGCGAGGAUUUGUUGUACGCUUUUGAAGACCAAAUAACCACAACAACCACUACCCAGCACCACCUGACCACCGCACAAAGCAUUGCACACCUUGUGCCUUCACAAACCGUGGUACAGACCAUCAACAACCCCGAUGGAACAGUCUCGCUCAUCCAGGUCGGCACUGGACACACAGUUGCCACUCUGGCAGACGCCUCAGAGCUACCCGGUGUGACGGUGGCACAAGUCAACUACUCCACAGUAACUGAUGGAGAGUACUUCCCUGUCCAGGUGGAGCAGAACUGGGCCACGCUCCAGGGCGGGGAGAUGACAAUCCAAACCACCCAGGCUUCAGAAGCGACGCAGGCCGUAGCAUCCCUGGCUGAAGCUGCUGUCGCUGCCAGUCAGGAGAUGCAGCCCGGAGCCACUGUCACAAUGGCUCUCAACAGUGAGGCAGCAGCCCAUGCUGUAGCGACGUUGGCAGAGGCCACUCUACAAGGAGGGGGUCAGAUUGUCCUGGCAGAGACAGCAGCUGCUGUUGGGGCGCUGGCAGGGGUUCAAGAUGCCACAGGUCUCGUCCAGAUCCCAGUCAGCAUGUACCAGACUGUAGUGACCAGCCUUGCCCAGGGCAACCGGCCUGUCCAGGUUGCCAUGGCACCUGUUGCCACACGCAUAGACAACACUGUCACACUGGACGGCCAGGCGGUGGAGGUUGUAACGCUGGAACAGUGACAAUUAAGAUCCUGGAAGGAGUAGGAGGCACUGAAUGGCCACCAUGGGGAUUUGUUUAUCCUACUUUUUUCCAAGACAUCACGCUGUGUACAAUGUCAAUAUAUUUUUAAAUGUACGUCUGCAGGGGAAGUCAAAGUGAGUUUUCAAUUCAUCGUGUUUACUGUGUAAAGAAAUUGCUUUUGUUGGUGUUUUUUUUUUUUUUUCUCCAUUUAGCCUCAUGUGUUUUUUAGCUCUGUGAUGUUAGGUAUUUAUUUCUUUACAAUUAACCUUUACCUAAAACAAAGAUGAACCAAAAAACCCGGGAGGAAAGCCACCACUGCUUCACCCAGAGUGUGUAACUAUUACUGUUCUGGAUUUUUGUUUUUUCGUGUGCUUGUCUGUUCUUUUUUUUUUCAGGAUGCAUUUAUAUAAUUCGGUGCCAUAGUCAGAAAUCACUCGUCUCUGAUUCCUGUGAUCACGAUUCUAAAAAUUUCAACUUUGUCACCUCAACUCACCUUGAGCUGUCUUAGCAUAUGAACCAGCAUCUGAGCUGUACACACUCCCAACACUUGUGUCAUAAGAUGAUGUAAUAAUACGUUGAAAUACCAUCUCGUCAUGUGCUUUUCCCCCCGUGCUGUUUUACUGUAGUCCACGCACAUGCCAAGAUUUGUGAAGACUCAGGAUAUAUACAUCAAGGUGUUUUUUACUGCUGGAAUUGCUGAGCUGACUUCCUGAAGCAGCCAUUUUGUCUACCAAGUCACGUUUAAAUUUACAGUGGAUGGAUAGGAGCACCUCUUGGUAUGUUAUUUUUUAACAUGAACUCGUUUGUAUGUCACUUAGGGCUUGGUGGUCUGCUUCAUUUUGUAUGGCGCAGGAAGUCGGUCAUACUUGGACAGGAGCUGCAGUAUUUGUGAUGCAAAUGUCAAAAAAAAAACAUUUCUUCUAUCCUGCAACAACAAUUGCUUGCCAAGAAUCAAUUAAGUUCGAUGCAGCUGUAACAGUUGGUUCGAAAAUCUCCAAACUCAUGUAUUUAAAAUGUCCAAUAAAAAUGGCUGCUGUUC